CUCUCUCUCUCUCUCUCUCUCUCUCUUGUCAAUCGUCUUCGUCUCUUCCUUCUCCUAUAAAAGUAUUUCAAAAAUCAAUAAUCAACUAAGGAAUUAGGAAAAACAGAAGAAAAAUGGAGGAAAAACCAAUCACAGAUAAGAACACAAAUGGCAUGGGAGUCUUCACAGCUCAUCACACCCUGAAUUAUCAUAUUCAUAUUCAAAUGGUUAUUAAAUGACGAAUAUUUCUUUACUAAAUGUCGACAACUUCCACGCCCGUCCUUCUCUGCAUCUUCCAAUCACAAUCUCUAUCUGUCUCUGUCUCUUUGCUGCAGCAGAGCAGGAGAAGACCAAUAGCUAACAAUUCGGAUCUGUAAGGCUUUAAGUAGUUGUGUAGGCGCAUUUUGGGAUCUGGGUUUCUGAGUUUCUUUGAUUAUUAUUCUUUUUCUUUGGAUUGAUCAUGGGUUCCUCUCGUCUCCCUGUUCUGGGUUUUCUGUCUCUGUUACUCUUCUCUGCUACUUGUUAUUCUUCAUCUAUAAACCAAGAGGAAGACAGAAUCACUGAGUUACCAGGACAACCACCCAAUGUGCAGUUCGCCCAGUACUCAGGAUACGUUACAGUUAAUGAAAAAGCCGGCAGGGCCUUGUUCUACUGGUUAGUUGAGGCUCCGGCGAGUCGUCUUCCCAAAUCGAAACCUCUUGUUCUCUGGCUCAAUGGAGGGCCUGGGUGUUCUUCUGUGGCUUAUGGAUUUGCAGAAGAGCUCGGACCUUUCCAUAUUCAUCCAGAUGGGAAGACCCUUUUCUCCAAUCCUUACGCUUGGAACAGUCUGGCGAAUUUGCUUUUCUUGGAAUCUCCUGCCGGAGUGGGUUUCUCGUAUUCGAAUACUACUUCGGAUCUGUAUACUGCCGGUGACAAUAGAACAGCUGAAGAUGCAUAUACUUUCCUAGUCAAUUGGUUCGAAAAAUUUCCCCAAUACAAGCAUAGAGAGUUCUACAUUGCUGGAGAAAGUUAUGCAGGUCACUAUGUUCCUCAGUUAUCUCAAAUUGUCUACCAGAGAAACAAGGGAAUCAAGAAUCCUGUUAUAAAUUUCAAGGGAUUCAUGGCAGGAAAUGCAGUUACAGAUGAUUACCAUGACUUUGUGGGAACUUUCGAAUAUUGGUGGACUCAUGGCUUAAUUUCUGAUGACACCUAUAAAACUUUGAAUGUUACCUGUGACCUUGGAUCUUCUACGCACCCAUCUGAUGCAUGUAUGCAGGCUCUAAAUGUUGCAGCUACAGAACAAGGAAAUAUCGAUCCUUACAGUAUAUUCACACGUCCUUGCAACAUUACUGGAUCUCUCAGACGGAAUUUAAGGGGUCAUUAUCCUUGGAUGCCCAGAGCAUAUGAUCCCUGCACUGAAAGGUAUUCGACAAUGUACUUUAAUCGCCCAGAAGUGCAAAAGGCAAUGCAUGCCAAUGUAACUGGCAUUCCCUAUUCUUGGUAUACCUGCAGUAAUAUUGUUGGGAAUUACUGGGCAGAUGCUCCCUUAUCCAUGCUUCCAAUUUAUCAAGAGCUUAUUGCAGCUGGUCUCAAGAUUUGGGUGUAUAGUGGAGACACUGAUUCUGUGGUGCCUGUCACUGCAACUCGAUACUCAAUUGAUGCUCUGAACCUAUCAACCAUCAUCAAUUGGUAUCCUUGGUAUGACAGUGGAAAGGUUGGUGGUUGGAGCCAGGUGUACAAAGGUUUGACACUUGUAACAGUAACUGGUGCAGGGCAUGAGGUUCCUCUUCAUCGCCCUCGGCAAGCUUUAAUAUUAUUUAAACAUUUCUUAAACAGUAAGCCGAUGCCUAGCUCAGGCUAGUAGACCAAUACAUCUGAUCCUGAGGAAUAAGCAAGAUUUGAUAGAAGCUCGCCAACUGGGAUAAAAAAGAAAAGGAUAAGUUAUAUGAUUUCAACAUACCAAUUCAUGCUUCAUGCUUGUGCUCUGGUCUUACAAGGAUUAUGAUUCUCAUCAACUACCAUUUGUCUUUUAUAGCUUCCUUUUUGUAUUUAAUUUUUUACAUGGAUUAUUGAUCAUGCUGCACAGAUUCAUGUGAGUAUUUUGGCAAUGUACCAACAACUGAAAUCAAUGAUAUACAAAAAUUUCAAGA
Macadamia integrifolia is the source of this 2108-nucleotide messenger RNA. RefSeq names its product serine carboxypeptidase-like 27. Gene Ontology annotation, biological process: proteolysis. Gene Ontology annotation, cellular component: vacuole. Lineage: Eukaryota; Viridiplantae; Streptophyta; Magnoliopsida; Proteales; Proteaceae. Gene Ontology annotation, molecular function: serine-type carboxypeptidase activity. The transcript is spliced from 9 exons. The record is from RefSeq and is a predicted model, not a curated record. Bases 440 to 1819 code for a protein of 459 amino acids.